AUGUCCGCUCUGUGCGAUCCGGCGGGGGUGGUGGGGCCUCCGGGGUCCGCCCCGAGCCCCAAACCAGCCGCCGCGCCUCCGUCCCUCAGUUCCCAAGAAUUGGCCCAGGAGAUCAAAGCUUUCCUCAGUGGGGUCGACCCCAUUCAUGGGAACAAACUCACCAUCAAGGAACACGCUCGUUGUGCCAUUUUACUGUUGCGCAAUUUGCCUCCAGCUCGCAGCGCUGUCCUGGAACACCUCCGUAGUGUCUUUGAUGAAUACGUCUGCACCUACCUGCUGGAACUGGAGACCCGCGACGGUGGGAUGGGAGGCCUCCGCUCCCAGGGCCCCAACUUGGAUGACGUGGUGUCGGAGAUCCAAGCCGUGUUGUCGGAGUUUGUCCGCAUGAAUCCCAAAGCUUGGGCUGCCCUGGUUUCCUCCUGGUCGAUUGAUCUGAUGGGGCAGCUGAGUAGCAAAUACGCCGGGCGGCAUGACGUACCCCACGCGAGCAGCCUGAAUGAGUUGCUGCAGCUAUGGAUGUCCUGCAAAGCCACCCGGGUCUUGAUGGAGAUUUACACCCAGUGCCUGUCCUCCAUGAUCAACACCUGUCCAGAUGCUUGCGUGGAUGCUCUCUUAGACACUUCCGUCCAGCACUCGCCUCACUUCGAUUGGGUGGUGGCCCAUAUCGGUUCCUCCUUCCCCAACACCAUCAUCAACCGGGUCCUCUCCUGCGGGUUGAAGGACUUUUGUGUGCACGGGACAGCUUCAACGGAUCUCCUCCUUUUUCCCAGCUCCGCAGCAGCCGACAAACGAGUUCCCAAGAUCGCCUCGGUGGUCGGGAUCCUGGGCCACUUGGCCUCUCGCCACUCGGAAAGCAUCAAGCAGGAGUUGCUGAGGAUGUUCCACAGGAGCCUGGGGCCCACCCGGGACCAGCAGCAGAAGGCCACCGUCCCUUUCUUGCUGCAGCUGGCGGUCAUGUCCCCCACGUUGCUGAGCACCAUCUCUGCCGAACUGGUGGACUCUCUCAAGCCCAGCAUCCUCAACCAGCUGCACCAGCACUUCGCAUCGCUGCCCCGAGAAGAGCUGGAGAACAUGGUUAGCAUUGUGGUGCACCUCAUCUGCCAGACAUCCAGCGGAGCCUACCGUACCUUGCAGUUCCUGGUCAACACUGCCAUGCCAGCCUCGGUCAUCACCACCCCGGGCCUGGCGGUGCACGACAGCGUCCGGGAGGCCUGCGACCGGGUCAUCCAGCUGCUGCUCCUUAACCUGCAGAAGCUGGUCUACAACCGGGGCUCGGCCAGCUUGGUGGAGGUCCCUCCUCGCGUGGUGCCGUUCCUGGACGAACUGAAGACCCACAUGCAGGAACUUUGCAGGGAGACGCUGAAGCUGGAGAGGAAGAGGUUUCUCUGGCUGCACCAGCUGCUGGUCCUGCUCUCGGUCUACUCCAUGCCCAGCUGUGCCAGCGAGGGGCUCUUCUAUCUGCUGACCCUGGCCAAGAGCCAGGAGGAGCUCAGCCUCGCCACCCAACUCUACACCGUCCUCAGCUCUUGCAUGACCGGUCUGCUGGCCGCCCUGGUGAAGAAGUGUGUGCGCCAGCUCCACGCAGGCUUUCUCUCCGAGCAGCACAUGGCCCAGCUCUUCCAGAACCUGGCCUUGAUCAUGCAGUGGGAGGGGGAGAGCCCGGCCUCCAUGGGCCACCAGCUGGGCCGGGCCGUGUCCUCCCACCUCUACGAUUUUGGGCAGCUGCUACUGCACAGCAAUCCAGAGGUGGCCCAAGCCGCUGCUUUGCUUCUUUCCGUCUGCCCCAUGCCCAAGGCCAUCCGGCCGGCCCAUUUGCUCUUCCUCAUCCGGUCCGCCGUGCACCAUUUUUUCUCGGUUUUGCGGGAUAAAUCUCCGGCCGGCAUCAGCUACGGAAGCCGGCUUCUUUGCGGGCUGAGUGGGGCGUCGCCCACAGCCAGCAAGGCCAUCUUGCAGUACCUGGUGGAAGGAGCCUUGCACCAGGGCAACGCUGAGCUUUUCGGCGGAACGGCGGAGCCCCCCGCCGCCAGGAACGACGCCGGGCUGGAGGCGACCAAGUUGUCCCUCAUGGACAUCAACCGGCACUUCAUGGCGACCGUCAACUUCUCCGGCAGCGUCUGGUCGGUGUUCCACGCGGGGGUGAUCGGGAGAGGCCUGAAACCGCCCCAGGCUUCCCAUCAGCAGGAACCGGAGGAGAUCUCCCAUAACGUCCAGGUUUUCCUGGGCCUCUUGCUGCGAUGCUGCGGGGCGGGGCGCUCUGGCUCCCCCGAGCCGUCCCAGGGCAGCACCAUCAGCCCCGAGGCGGCCAAGAUGGUGGCCGUGGUGCUGGUGGAGAUGGUGUGCCCGGAUGUGACCAACAGCGAGCUGGCCUGGCCUCCUGAGGAACACACUCACAACACCGUGGAACGGGACAUCCGGAUAGGACGCUGCUUCCGAGACAACCCUUUGCUUUUCGAGCUCUUGAAGCUGGUGGCUGUCGGCAGGCCGGCCCUGUGCUAUUGCUCGGUGCUGCUCCGGGGCCUGAUGGCCACGCUCAUGGCCCACUGGGAGGCGUCCCGGGAGAACGACACCACCAGCUCUCCCUGGCCUCUGCAGGCCUCCUGCGCGCUGGUGGCCUGCAUGGGGCAAGGCCACCUUCUGCCCCCCGUCUUGAGCAACAUGCACGAGAUCUUCGACCAGCUGGCUCCUUUUGAGGUUCACCUGCUCCUGCUCAGCGUCUGGGACUACAUGCGGGACAACAGCCCCUUGCCCCAAAAGUUCAGCUUCGACGCCAACACGGAGCUCUUUUUCCGGGACUUUUCGCGAGACACCGACGCGGGCAAAUACCUCUACGUCCUGCACAGCGUCCUGCAUAAGAAUAUCGACCGGCUGGGUCUGCUUUCGGGACGGUUCCACCCUUAA
This is a messenger RNA of Protobothrops mucrosquamatus (brown spotted pit viper), 2898 nucleotides long. It is a transcript of the gene INTS5, whose product is annotated as integrator complex subunit 5. Bases 1 to 2898 code for a protein of 965 amino acids. The transcript is spliced from 2 exons. Gene Ontology annotation, cellular component: integrator complex. NCBI's taxonomy places the organism in Eukaryota, Metazoa, Chordata, Lepidosauria, Squamata, Viperidae. Gene Ontology annotation, biological process: snRNA 3'-end processing. The record is from RefSeq and is a predicted model, not a curated record.